AUGAUUGAAACUACUUUCAAAGAACAGCGCUGGAGAGCGAUGAUUGAAACUACUUUCAAAGAACAGCGCUGGAGAGCGAUGAUUGAAACUACUUUCAAAGAACAGCGCUGGAGAGCGAUGAUUGAAACUACUUUCAAAGAACAGCGCUGGAGAGCGAUGAUUGAAACUACUUUCAAAGAACAGCGCUGGAGAGCGAUGAUUGAAACUACUUUUAAAGAACAGCGCUGGAGAGCGAUGAUUGAAACUACUUUCAAAGAACAGCGCUGGAGAGCGAUGAUUGAAACUACUUUCAACGAACAGCGCUGGAGAGCGAUGCUUGAAACUACUUUCAAAGAACAGCGCUGGAGAGCGAUAUGUCAAACUACUUUCAAAGAACAGCACUGGAGAGCGAUGAUUGAAACUACUUUCAAAGAACAGCGCUGGAGAGCGAUGAUUGAAACUACUUUCAAAGAACAGCGCUGGAGAGCGAUGAUUGAAACUACUUUCAAAGAACAGCACUGGAGAGCGAUAUGUCAAACUAUUUUCAAAGAACAGCGCUGGAGAGCGAUGAUUGAAACUACUUUCAAAGAACAGCGCUGGAGAGCGAUGAUUGAAACUUCUUUCAAAGAACAGCGCUGGAGAGCGAUGAUUGAAACUACUUUCAAAGAACAGCACUGGAGAGCGAUGAUUGAAACUACUUUUAAAGAACAGCGCUGGAGAGCGAUGAUUGAAACUACUUUCAAAGAACAGCACUGGAGAGCGAUGAUUGAAACUACUUUCAUAGAACAGCACUGGAGAGCGAUGAUUGAAACUACUUUCAAAGAACAGCGCUGGAGAGCGAUGAUUGAAACUACUUUCAUAGAACAGCGCUGGAGAGCGAUGAUUGAAACUACUUUCAAAGAACAGCACUGGAGAGCGAUGAUUGAAACUACUUUCAAAGAACAGCGCUGGAGAGCGAUGAUUGAAACUACUUUCAAAGAACAGCGCCGGAGAGUGAUAUUUGGAACUACUUUCAAAGAACAGCGCUGGAGAGAGAUAUUUGAAACUACUCUCAAAGAACAGCACCGGAGAGUAAUAUUUUAA
Molecule: messenger RNA, 1062 nt
Organism: Mya arenaria
Lineage: Eukaryota; Metazoa; Mollusca; Bivalvia; Myida; Myidae
Product: golgin subfamily A member 6-like protein 24
Exons: 1
Coding region: 1-1062 (353 amino acids)
Source: RefSeq, a predicted model, not a curated record